Racocetra persica is the source of this 272-nucleotide messenger RNA. The record is from the annotation of a GenBank genome assembly. NCBI's taxonomy places the organism in Eukaryota, Fungi, Glomeromycota, Glomeromycetes, Diversisporales, Gigasporaceae.
UGGCUACCCAUGGAACUGCAUCUUCGCAUGGUUAUGGACCGCGUCUCUGCUAUAUGGACUAUGUCUCUGCCACUUCAGCCACCUAUGGAACUGCGUCUUCGCAUGGGUCCCCCUGAUAGCUACAGCUUCCUUGGAACUGCGUCUUCGCAUGGCUACCACGGAACUGCAUCUUCGCAUGGUUAUGGAUUGUGUCUGCCACUUCAGCCACACAUGGAACUACGUCUUCGCAUGGGUCCCCCUGAUAGUUACAGCUAUCCAUGGAACUCAUCUUU